This is a messenger RNA of Labrus mixtus (cuckoo wrasse), 2899 nucleotides long. RefSeq names its product minamoto (gene meioc). The coding region runs from base 1 to 2055 and encodes 684 amino acids. Lineage: Eukaryota; Metazoa; Chordata; Actinopteri; Labriformes; Labridae. Gene Ontology annotation, biological process: female meiosis I; male meiosis I; meiotic cell cycle. Gene Ontology annotation, cellular component: nucleus; cytoplasm. The transcript is spliced from 5 exons. The record is from RefSeq and is a predicted model, not a curated record.
AUGCCCAGGUCUCAAAGUGCUCAUGAUGAUCCCUAUGGCCUUAUCAAUUAUGCCCAGAGCAACAUCAAAAGCAGGAGCCUUCCUACAUGUAAUCCCCACUGGUCUCCACUGACUGAAGAACUUCUAGAGUGUUCUCAAUCAGGGGCAAAAUCACAACAGAACCAAAUUUUUCCUACAAACUAUGUAUCCUCUGAGGCUUUAAGUAAAACACAGGGACAGUCUGUCAACAUUGAUUUAGAGGAGUUUUUUCAACAAUGGCAUUUUAAUUUGCCCAAUGGAGACAGAGACAUCUACACCCAUCCUCAGAAAGUGCCAUCAGGUCGACCAAUGCUGGAUGUUAGAAAUGCCUACCUCUCUCAGAUACAACAAAGAAAACAUGACUACACGUCACCUGACAACGACAGGGGCAAUGGUCCGCUUAUGAAUCAUUACGCUGAUCUGAGUAAUGUCUUGAAAUCUGAAAAUGAAAAAAGCCCCACUGGUUUUCAUCCUCAUGAUGAAGACCAAUUGAACCAGAGCCGUGCAAAGCCCAUCAGUAAUGAUCAGUACACCCCACAAGACAUUAACCAACUGGUGUACAGUUUGCAGUCAUUCAUCGCUGGUGAGAACGAUAGCUUGUGUCUUGGUGACAUUCCAAACAUGCACAGGCAGACAGUGGCCAUGAACUUUGAUGACAGUAUGGGUGACCAAUACAAAAUCUCCCCAUCUGACAUGUCACCACAAACUACUUCUCGAGUGCAGAUCCAAAAGCAACUUGGGAGACAAUUUGGGACCGAGCAGAUAGAAAGAAAUGGAGGAGCACAUAACCAAUCAUUUAACCAUCAUGCUUAUCUUGAUCUACCUGGUUUUAGCCCUCAGAACACAGACUUCUUCGAGCAACCAAAACCACCCUUUGCAUCGUUAAACUACCAAAACCGAUAUCAGAACAAGAUGACCAUGCACAGACAAAAUGCUUCAAUCCCCAACAUAGGCAUGAAACAGUUUACAAAGCAGCAAUUCCUGCAAGCUAAGAUACAGGGAAAGAUCAAGCCACCAAUGCAGGAGGAAAAGAAGAGGAUGCUUAUCUCUAGUUUUCUAGGUGAAGGCGACCCAGCAAGACUUCAAUCCAACACUGACAUGAGGGGAGAUGAGAAACAAGGCCUCUCAAAAAACCUGUAUUUUGACCCCAUGGGGAACAUGCAGUUUAAGAGAAUAGAUGAUGACAGCAACAUCUUCAGUGCAGGGAAUACACAGCAGCUCUUGCCUUUCUCAUGUCCUGUAAAUGACCCUAGAAGGAUGCCGAGUGUUACCAUCAACUCCUCCAACUUCAGCUCAAGAUUCACACAGCCCUAUGGAAGAGCUGCUCCUGGCAUGGACGCGGGUGAUAUGGUGUCAACCAAUGAGUCUGCAGCUUUCAACUCCUAUGUCAGUGACGUGAUGAGCCACCGAGGGGAGAGCACUUAUCAUGGCAUGUCAUCUUCAAUAGUGAUGAAUCAAGGAGGACCUGUGUUCCAGCUUAACUUCUACCUGGAUGAGUGCUAUGAGCAGUGGAAGUGUUUGGAAAAGGAAAGAGAGCAGAUACAGGCCAUCCUUUCCAUGACAUUCCAUGGGAAGAAGACUGCAGCAAUGAUCAACACCAACAUACCCAAAACUCCACAGAACCCUACAAGAGUUGACCACCUUAUUGUUAAAAACAUGAGAGAACAAGCAAGGGUGGCAAGUCUUCUGGAUCGAAUGGAGUGUCUGCACAACAUUCCCCUCCAUACCAACAUUCACACAGCACUAAACAGGCAUAAUAUGGCAAUUUCCAUAACCCAAGCCAGACGCAAAGAGGAGAUUGACAACAUGUCUAAACAGCAGCGUCAGAGAGCUCAUUUCACAGAGGACAGAGAUACUCUGUUGUUGGUUUUUGCACUGAAAGACCUUGCUGCUACCACAAGGAAGCUCCGUACAGCCCUGUGGUGUGCUCACCAGAUGACACUCCCAAAACCUGUCAAGAGGCAGGAGAAGACUGCCUCCCAAGAGCCCCCACACUCAAGGAGGAGCCCCUCUCCAUUAGAGGGCUACUCUUUUUAGGAUAAGCCUUUCCUGGCACUUAGCAUGAGUUAAGAUCUGAAUAUAAAUUUAAACCAUACCUUUACACAAUAAUUAUAAAUUGCCCAUAGGCAGCAAAGGGAUGUGAAAAAUGCUCCCUACCUGCAAGUCUAUUGUAACAUUUUUACCUGCAACACUGCAAUCACUGCAGAAUAUGACAUGAGCAAUAUGAAGCUUGAUGAUGGCUACACUUUUUAGGGCUCAGGAACUUCAAAUGGCUACGUUUUCUUGUGAAAGAAUUGCAUGAAAUGUAACUUAUCCUGCUGUAUCUUAACUUCAUUUCAUACAAUUAGUGUCAGUUCUAAAUUCUUGUGAGUUCUCUCCAGCAUCGUUGUAUUUAAAGGCACUAUUUAUGAUUUUAUUUAUGAGAUUUCAGUGAAUUCUUCUUGUUUUACUUAUUUGUUGGAAUGUGAUGGAACAUUAGUUUCAGGGUAUUUCCCAAACAUUAGUUUAAUCAUAAGGGCAACAGUCUUAAAUUAACGUGCUAAAUAUUACAAUGUUAACUACAAAUAUUCCAUUUUAUUCAACUUCAGUUUUCCUAUGCAACCUUAACAUGAUGUAAUCAAAAAUAACAAAACAUUAUUUAUAUGCAUUGUGGUGAAGUUUUAACUUAUACUCAAUUCAUUCUGAUACUCGAAUACUAAUACAAGUUCAGUGUUUUAAAAUGUAUUUGGAUCAUAUAUCCAUUCCAAACAUUAAAAUUAACAUCAUUCUAAUCAGUGAAAUGUAGCAUAGCUAAAUUUAAAGCCAUUUUCUGUGGAUCCAGUUUUAGUCUUUGAGGACUUAUGCUGUAACAGUAGUUUAAUAUAAUAUGCUAAAUUAUAAA